AGAAGCAUAAAGUUAUCCAUUUUUUCAUACGGAACGAAAGAUUCUUAAAAAAUCUUAGCAACUGUAUUCUAAUUGUGCUAAAAAAGGCGGUGCUAAAAAAAAUGCAGCCUGCUUGAUAUAGAAAUGGCCGCAAAAGUGAAAACUUUAAUUUUUUUAAAGUAAAUUAAAAUUAAAAGAACAAAUUCACGUGAAUUAGAGAAGGCAGACAUAUAUAUAUGGCCCAUAUAUAUAUCUUUAUCGCCUGCGAAUGGGCUCACACAACAAGGCUACAUCAAAGGAGACAUUCGUAAAGUAGAGAAUAAAGAGAAAAGUCAAAAACAAAAACCCAGAAAUAUAAUAAUAAAAGAGACGAAAACAUAUGAGUAGUCUGCGAUUAUGCGGUGGAUAAUCGAAUAAAAGCGAAAAAGCAAUAGUUUGAAGUGUUUGUAAAGACACGAGAAAAUCAACAAUUAAAAAAUAAUAAUAAAGAAAAGUGAGUGAAGUGAGAACAACGAAAUAUUUGCUAAAAGCUAAAGAAACCCAAAAUUGGCAGCAAGGCGUUUUUGGAACCGAAGGUGGGCAAAAAGUGAACAAAACAAAAAGCCUUAAAAUUUAAAAAUGUCAUAGAACAAAAGGACAGACUCGUCGCGACAUACAGAACGAUUCGCAUUACCAAUGAGACAUGCAAAUCAUUUUGCGGGACAGCAGCGACAACAACAUCAACGCUUUCUGAAACGAAUAUACGAUCCGCUUUAAGUACAAAACCUAAAGUUUGGAAAUAAAACCAAAUCAACAAAGAAAAAUAUCGUGUGAAGUCUGGUUGACGGUUUCAGUGCAUUCUAUGAAAUAACUAGGAUUAGAAAACUAACAGACAACCACAAUCAAAAUAAACGAAAGUAAAUACGAAACACUGUAAACCGAGUGCAGUCAACGAUGGAGCUCCGAAUGCGUUCAAAGUGGAUGCUCUUGGAAUUGUUCGCAUUUUGCGGACUCUCACUGUUCACCCAGGAGGCGGCGGCACAUGUGCUAGUCUAUCGCAGAAUAAAUAGUUUGUUUUUCUCUUUUUCGCAGCUAAUUGAACAGUAUAAUGAUCUGCCAGCGCAAUUUGGUCCGAGUCUACCGGCGAAUGGCAUAAAAGUCUUUGCCAUACCAGCAGCUAAAGAUGAAUAUGCCUGCGGUCCAGUGUCCGGGCCACCACGCAAAGAAUAUCCCAACAAUGCAAAAUUCGUCAUUAUAAUCGAGAGAGGUGGCGGCAUGAACUGUACUUUUGAGAAGAAAGUGCGCAAUGCGCAGGCGGCUGGUUUCGAUGCCGCCAUCGUAUUCAAUAAUGAUGGCGAUGAUUUGGAGCAAAUGUCAGCGAAAAAUGCGAGCGGCAUCUAUAUACCGGCAGUGUUUGUUGGCCACACAACCGGCAUAAAUUUGAUGACGUUCUAUACACCAGAGGUGAUAUUGGUGAUAAACGAUGAGCUGCCAUUCAACAUCAAUACGCAAUUAAUUUUACCAUUUUCGAUUUUAAUUGGGCUUUGUUUCCUCAUAAUGAUUUUCUACAUGAUUUACAAGUGUGUGCGUGAAGAACGUCGUUUGCGCCGGCAUCGCUUACCAAAGAAUAUGCUUAAGAAACUGCCGAUCUUGAAGUACACAAAAAAUUGUGAUCUCUCGCAAGACACUUGCGUCAUCUGUUUGGAUGAAUUUGCCGAGGGCGACAAAUUGCGUGUGCUGCCAUGCAAGCAUCCUUAUCAUAGUCACUGCAUUGAUCCUUGGCUAACGGAAAAUCGUCGCGUUUGCCCCAUUUGUAAACGGAAGGUUUUUACGAAACGCCAGCCGCGCGCAAGCAGGACGAAUCGACAAUCUUCAUUGGAUAGUGUAACUGAUACAGACGACGACACAACACCUCUGCUGCCCGCCCCACAACCGGCGCGGGUCGGUGGUAGCAGGCAGACUAGUGGCAAUGCGACAAGCAGCAACAGUGCCGCUAGUAGUGCACGCAGCGCUGCCUCAGCUGGUGGUCGGCGUAAUGGUCGUAAUACUACAACUACACGGCAUGGCACCUUUAGACGUGCACCAACGAACGAUAGCCACUAUGUCACCGAUGUCACUUCCGAUGAAGAAAAUGUACUAGCGUCACAAAACUCCCCCGCCCGUAGUGCACGUCGUGUAAAUCCUUUCGACCGUAGACCGAAUAUUCCACCGCACGUUGUCGAGCAACUGAUCACAACUAGACGAUCUUUCUGGCGGCUACCACUAUUCAGCUUUUUCCGCCGACCACAGUCUAUAAGCGUUGCAGCACCACCCUUCCUCGAGGAGAUUGUCCCUCAGCCACCGAUGAAUGUUGCCAUAGCUAUAGAUGCUGCAACAGCACCAACAACAACACGUGCUAAUACAGCCAGUAGUGCACCACUUGCUAACACAGCCCCCCUGGCAGUGGCACAUUCUUCGAACAACAUUCUCAAUCCGAAUUUAGCUGGUUCCUUCAAAGAAUACGAUGAUGAUGACGACGACGACGAUGAUGAGUUGCCGCAGCAGUCGAUUUAUGAGCCAGUCACAGUUAUAACACGUAAUGAAAAUAAUAAUACGGAGAGCAGCGAAACAGUUGCACCUAGGCGACAACAACAACAACAACAACAACAGCAGCAGCAGCAGCAAACGCAGGCUACAGCACCACCCACACGCACGCAACGCAUAUGAGUGUGAACUCCACAGAUGUGGCCGUCACAAACUACAAGAGCUAGCACCAAAUCAGACAUAGCCUUCGAAGUGUGGUGGAGUGAGAAUAGCAACUUUUAUAUUUUAAAUAAAUGUAGAAAUAAGUGAGGAGUUGAAUGCAUAUACAGCUGUCGUCAUUACUAUGUGUGUGUGUGCGUGCGUGCAAAGGAAGCGACCACGAGCGUGAGAGCGCGUCGUAGCGUCAGGUGCUAAUGCUGCUUGCUAGCCCACAGCAGAUGUUAACGCUUAAUGAUGGAGCUACAAGAAAUUGUGCGACUCUGAGUGUGUGGAAACAACUGUAAAUUUGAUAGUUUUAUUAAUUUUUAAUUAUUUGAUUAGAAUUUUACAAAAUGUGUAUACAUAAAAUGUGAUUUCAUAUUGGCUUCGGUAAAUUGUGUGCAUGCUUGCAGACACACAUACAUACAAACAAUACUUAGUUAUAGGAAUAUACGAAUGUAACUUUUAUCAUAUUACCGCAAUGUAAGUACAUGUAAGCAUAGAAGAAAAUGCAAAAUACGUACUGCAAUAACCUUGAAAAAAAAAACAAAUGUUUAACAAAAAAAAAAUUAAUAAUAAUUAAUGGAAAAUAAACUGUUGCAAGUAAAAGUUAUAUGUGUAAGAAGCAGAAACUAUUAUUAUAUCACCACAGCAACCAAAUUGUCUACAUACGUCUAUCUAAUAAUAUAGAAUUAUAUACGGAACUGUAUACAAACAUAUAUACAUAUAUAUUUUUACAAUUAUAAUCUAUUUUUAGUUAAUCAAAAACAAAGACAUUUGUAUUCUUUCAUUUUAACCAUUUCGUUGCGUCAAAAGUUAAACUUUUUAUGCAGUUUACCACUACAUUCUAUGCCACAAAUAUUGACAAUUACUGUAUUUUGGUCGAACUAUUAGCGCAUUUUUGACCAGAAAGUUCAAACUACAAGCUUCACAAAACAUUUUAAAUUGCAAUGCGACUAGUUUUCCCCAAUUUCUUCUGGCGUACAAAAAUGUUGUUUGUCUUUAACCUAAUCUUUUCAAUAUCAGCAAAUUUACACUAGUCCACAAAGCAUCUGCAGAACAAAUUUGUACCAAUUAUUCACAUUCAUCUGUAUAAGAAGUUUUAUAUCUCUUGCAUCGUACUGCUUUUAUUGGGUUGUUAUAAUUUUGUAUUUCCGUUUGUUUAGUAUUUUUUUUUAUAAAUGUACAUGAUGUUUGUGAUUUAACGUAUGCAAUAGAUUUAACUUAAGGUUACCAACUAUAGCAUUGUAAUAAUAUGAAAUUAUUAAGGAAAAAUAUUAUCAAACUUUUAGCGUGACCUAAGAGAUCACGUCAAUUGUGAAAUGUAAAUAUAAAAUGUUCCAACAACAAAAUACAUGAA
Messenger RNA from Bactrocera latifrons, 4039 nucleotides. It is a transcript of the gene gzl, whose product is annotated as E3 ubiquitin-protein ligase RNF13. The record is from RefSeq and is a predicted model, not a curated record. NCBI's taxonomy places the organism in Eukaryota, Metazoa, Arthropoda, Insecta, Diptera, Tephritidae. Bases 913 to 2664 code for a protein of 583 amino acids. The transcript has 9 exons. Gene Ontology annotation, cellular component: nucleoplasm; cytoplasm.